Messenger RNA from Hypomesus transpacificus, 3437 nucleotides. It is a transcript of the gene ttll6, whose product is annotated as tubulin tyrosine ligase-like family, member 6. Gene Ontology annotation, biological process: microtubule cytoskeleton organization; protein polyglutamylation. The transcript has 17 exons. Bases 302 to 2671 code for a protein of 789 amino acids. Gene Ontology annotation, cellular component: cilium. Lineage: Eukaryota; Metazoa; Chordata; Actinopteri; Osmeriformes; Osmeridae. The record is from RefSeq and is a predicted model, not a curated record. Gene Ontology annotation, molecular function: tubulin-glutamic acid ligase activity; tubulin binding.
CGAAUGCUUACAACGUAGCAACUCAAAGUCAGUGGUAGUCGAUGACAGCUGAUUUGCAAUUGGUGUCAAAGUUAAAGGGAGGAAGUUGAUUGAUACUUUUUAGCUACCAUGACUACAGGACAACAUGGCUGUAAUAUGGUGAGAGCUGGAGGUGGAUAUGUUGCUCAAUGAGCAGCCUUUUUCUGGGGAUCACAACUUCUUUCCAGGCUCCUGAAAUUGAGAGUCUAAAGACAAACAAUCACAAGUGUUGGAGUUGGCUGGGGGGCAUCUUCCUGCAUUUCUGCCCCCUGUACACCACAGGAUGGGACUGCCAGGAGAAAGCCCUGCCAGAGACUCAGAGGAUGAAGCCUUGAAGGGUGGCCAUGAGGGAGUGGAGGAAGGAGAGGGCUGGGGCAGUGACAGCCAGCCAGAGGCUCGCACCCCUACUCCUCCAUCCACUGGCAAGAGGAAGAAGAAACGGAAAAAGAGACUGUGGAUCAAUGUCAUCAGCUGCAAAUAUGAGAGUGUGCGGCGUGCUGCUCGCAGGUACGGCCUGAGAGAAGCCAUGGAAGGGGAAGAGUGGACGCUCUACUGGACUGACUGCUCUGUUUCACUGGACAGAGUUAUGGACAUGAAGCGCUACCAGAAAAUCAACCAUUUUCCCGGGAUGAGUGAGAUUUGCCGAAAGGACCUGCUAGCACGAAACAUGAACCGCAUGCUGAAACUCUUCCCUAAAGAAUACAAUAUCUUCCCCCGAACAUGGUGCCUACCUGCAGAUUACAGUGACUUUCAAGCUUACACCAGGGCCAAAAAACACAAAACGUACAUCUGUAAGCCUGACUCGGGUUGCCAAGGACGAGGCAUCUUCAUCACCAAAUCCAGCAAGGACAUACGUCCUGGGGAACACUUGAUUUGUCAGGUGUACGUUUCCCGACCAUUCAUUAUUGACGGCUACAAAUUCGACCUGCGUAUCUACGUGUUGGUGACAUCCUGUGACCCCUUCCGCAUCUUUAUGUACAAGGAGGGACUGGCUCGCUUCUGUACUUCCCAGUACAACGAGCCCACCAAUGGCAACGUGGAGAAUGUCUGCAUGCAUCUCACUAACUAUGCCAUCAACAAGAACAGCGAGAACUUUGUCCGUGAUGAUGACACUGGUAGCAAAAGGAAGCUGUCCACACUAAACAAGCACCUCGAGGCAAUGUGCUACGACACAGCGAAGAUGUGGACCGACAUUGAGGAUGUGAUCAUAAAGACACUGAUCUCUGCUCACCCAAUCCUCAAGCAUAACUACCAUACCUGCUUCCCCAACCAUGCAUCCGGCAGUGCCUGCUUUGAGAUCUUGGGCUUCGACGUGCUCCUGGACCACAGACUCCGGCCCUGGCUGCUGGAGGUGAACCACUCCCCCAGUUUCACCACUGACUCUCGCCUGGACCGGGAAGUGAAGGACGGCCUGCUGUACGACACCCUGGUCCUGAUUAACCUGGGGGCCUGCGACCGCCGCAAGAUCACUGAGGAGGAGAAGCGGAGAGUGAAGGAGCGGCUGCAACAGAACCGUUCUAGAGAAGCCAGGAGCGAGGAGCUGCGUGUGUCGCAGGCAGCCAGUGUGGAGCAGAUGCAGAGGUACGAGGCCAAGCACCAGGGGGGCUUCCGCAGGAUCUUCCCCCGCGAGGGCGGGGACAAGUAUGAGAAGUACUUCAAACACAGCAGCUCCCUCUUUCAGGAGACGGCGGCCUCAAAGGCCAGAGAGGAGUGUGCCAGACAGCAGCUGCAGGAGCUGCGUCUGAAGAAAGAGCAGAAAGAGAGAGAUCAUAUGGGCAACCGGAGGAGAGACCUGCAGGGGGAGUCUGCUGGAGAGAAAGCCAAACCACAGAAGAUACGACCACGCCCGACCAUCUCCCAGCAGGUCACUCUCCUGACGAUGCCUCCUCUGCCCACUGCGACCAGCAGUGACACAGCCGCAAUAGACAUGUCUGAGGAGGAGGUGGAGCGUGUGACUGGACUGCUCCAACGAGAGAGCCUCCUGAGAGACCUGGGGGUGGUGGAUCAGGUGUACAGGCUGCUACACGGCCGUCACGGCAUGCCUGACUCGUUCCACCCCCACGAGCAAAAUGAGACGUUCCACCACAGGCACGAUAGAACCAAUAAGCUGGACUCCCUGCCUGAGUAUGCCUGGAGGCCCAGGCACCACUACACUGUGAUCCCACGGCAGGUCCCUGUGGGGGCCAAACCCUGCCUGCAGUAUGUCCACUCCCAGCUGCUUAAGCAGCCACAGCGUUGGCCCUGGCACAGUAUGGACAGGGCCCCCUACAGCCUGGUGCAGGGCGAGUCCGCCUGCAUGCAGUACUACUCAGCAGAAGAGCCAGUCAUGGAGACGGCCCGGUGUGCCCCGGGUGACCUGAGGAGGAGUAACAGUGCCCAGCGGAUCCCUUGGACAAUCGGCGUUCCCGUGGUGACGGGUCGCCAGGGCAGCAUGAGCUCCUCCUGUGCUGAGACCCGGGCCCGCGCCACUGUGUCAAACGUGAACCAGCUCAUCCCGGGGCGGCUGACCUGCGCCCGCAUGUCCUCCGACCCCAAAGCCCUGCAGAGCCUCUUUGUCAUCUCCACCCCGGCCCCUCUGGUCCGCAGGCCAGACUUCCCCCACCCAGUCCGCAAAGCCUCUCGCAAACUGCCUCCGCACGGGCAAGGGCACUAGAAACCAAUGUUGUCAUUUGAUGUGUCAUACUGCGGAACAGCCACCAGUGGGGAUAAUCGAUCAAGGUUUUUUUGUUGCACUAGCUGUCCCCCCAAGCAGAUUAUCUCUACCUGUGUAGGAUCUGUUGCCUCCUUUUUGUACCACCUCAAAAUUAACAUUUUAAAUUCAGGAAAAUUAAAGGAGGACAAAUUGCGGUAGUGAGACCUUAUAUUGUACAAAUAACAUUGAAAACAAUUGUGCUUAUCAAACAAAGUGUUGUGUGGUAUUUGGUGUAGAUGUGUCAUAUGAUGAAUGAUCUAAUGAGAAACUUUGGCUCUGGCUGUUGGAUACCAUAUUGGUUACCAGAAGUAUACCGCUCACUAAGCAAGUGGUAUAAUUUCUUUAUUUUCCUCUCCGAUCUGUCGAAUCAGCUUGGGAGAUGCAGUAUAUGACUAUGACAAUGUUGGAACCGUGAGUGGGACACUCAAGGUAAAAACCAUUAUUGCUCAUUUGUGCCAAAUGUCUCUCAAAUGAUUAGAUUUGUAUUAUAUUGUGUAUUUUCUGAGUUUGACUGAUACUGAAUGUCAGACUUUUGUUUGGAUGAGAUGGAUGGUCAUUAAGAGUUCCCGUUUUUUAAAAUAAUUUAUGCAAAUUAAAUAUGCUCUGGUGUUAUUAUUGGCCUAGUUAACAGGAGACAUUGUAUUUGUACAUUAGUACAAAUGACACUUUAAUUACAAAAAUAAUAUAAAUGUGUACAAAAUCAUGAAUGUCUAGUUUGAUGUCUAUA